Molecule: messenger RNA, 1158 nt
Organism: Aspergillus fischeri NRRL 181
Lineage: Eukaryota; Fungi; Ascomycota; Eurotiomycetes; Eurotiales; Aspergillaceae
Product: NIPSNAP family protein
Exons: 2
Coding region: 1-1158 (385 amino acids)
Cellular component (GO): mitochondrion
Source: RefSeq, a predicted model, not a curated record
AUGCUCGCCCCGCGUUUUGUCCGCCCGGUGUCGUCGCUCGUACGGCCCUUCAGCUCGUCUACCACCGUCUAUCGGGCUCCUUCCAUCCGUGACAUUACACCCGACUCGGCCGCUGAAUUUAACGCGCGUCAGAAGGAGUUCCGCGAGAAUUUGGAGGCAGCUCGCAAGAAGAGGGAACAGCAAGAGAGUCAGUCUGUCGAUGCUUCUGGUUCUACCCCAGCUUCCCCUGCUAUUCGUGAUCGCUUCCGUGAGUACGCUACCGCUUCCACUGCUCCCCGACCGAGCAAUGCGAGCAGUGAACUUAGCCCUGUUGUUGAUGCCGCCAACGUUCUUGAUAGCAAGGCAUUGGGCUUACUUUCCACCCACCGUUCUCUAGGAGACGAGCAGUUGUCGGAAGCCAACCAGUCUCCCAAGCGUGGCCCCUUGUCUUCGCUUAUUUACGGAACGAAGGAAGGCCAGCAUUUCGACAAGGACAUCGAGCGUUCAUUUUCGCAAGUCCUCGCUCGCGGCAAAUACGUCCAUUCGAUUGUCUUCCAUGAGGUCAAACCCGACAAAGUAGAUGAAUAUGUCGCUCUCGUCGGCGAGUGGUACCCCCGCAUGGCCAACACCGAAGAAAACAGGGUUAAUCUGGUUGGAAGCUGGCGCACGCAAGUGGGAGACAAUGACACAUUCGUGCACAUUUGGGAGUACCAGCGUUACGAGGGCUAUCAUGCCUCUCUGCAUAACAUUUCUCAACAUCCCGAGUUCCCAGCAUUUGACCGCAAGUUGAAGAGUCUGAUUAAGAGCAAGAAGACGUCCCUGAUGCAGGAAUUCUCCUUUUGGCCAACAACCCCUCCACGCCGCCUCGGCGGUCUCUUUGAGCUUCGGUCCUACACCCUUCACCCUGGAAACUUGCUUGAGUGGGAGACACACUGGCGCCGCGGCUUGAGGGCGCGCCGUGAAGUUAUGGAGGGUGUCGGUGCAUGGUUCGUCCAGAUUGGUGAUCUGAACACGGUGCACCACCUUUGGCAGUUUGCGAACCUGGAGGAGCGGAAGAUCCGUCGCGAGCAGUCUUGGGGCAUUGAAGGCUGGGCAGAGACAGUCCACAAGACGGUGCCACUCAUUCAAAGCAUGCAGAGCCGGAUUCUGAUCCCCAUGCCAUGGAGCCCGGUUGGCUAA